UGCCACAGUACCCUGCAGAGCGCUGAACAGACUAGUUUUGGGCUAUCAGCACAUGGUGACACCCCAAACUGGUCCCUGUAAAUGGUGCUGGCAUACCAAUCCGUGUGCUGUCAAGGAUUGGGGACCUACUACAGGAGAUUGUCAGAGACUGUGGACAUACUACAGGAGACGGUCAGAGACUGUGGACAAACUACAGGAGAUGGUCAGAGACUGCAAACAUACUUCAGGAGACAGUCAAAAACUGCAGACAAACUACAGCAGACCGUCAGAGACUGCAGAUAAUGUACAGGAAAUAGUCAGAAACUGAGGACAUACUAUUGAGAUGGCCAGAGACUGCAAACAUACUAUACUACAGGAGAUUGUCAGAGACCACGGACAUACUACAGGAGACAGUCAGAGACAGCGGAUAUACUACAGGAGACAGUUAGAGAC
Staurois parvus is the source of this 432-nucleotide messenger RNA. The record is from the annotation of a GenBank genome assembly. Lineage: Eukaryota; Metazoa; Chordata; Amphibia; Anura; Ranidae.